This is a messenger RNA of Magnolia sinica, 949 nucleotides long. RefSeq names its product protein NDR1-like. Lineage: Eukaryota; Viridiplantae; Streptophyta; Magnoliopsida; Magnoliales; Magnoliaceae. The record is from RefSeq and is a predicted model, not a curated record. The transcript has a single exon. Gene Ontology annotation, biological process: defense response to other organism. The coding region runs from base 109 to 702 and encodes 197 amino acids.
GGGUUUUCUCAACACCAAAAACCAUCUCAUUUAAGCUCAAAUGCUCAAUCCAUCUCUUCAAAACCGACCUCCUGAUAAACCACUCUCGGAAAACCACUCAUUGGAAAGAUGUUGGAAUGCCGGAGCUUCUACUUAUGGAUGGCUCAAGUUCUAUUUCUAAUGGGUGUAAUAGCACUUCUAUUAUGGGUCAGCUUAAGUCCCAAACGCCCCACUUACACCAUCAUCCAUCUCUCCGUCCCGGCAUUGAAUGGCCGGAAUACCACCUUACCUGUCGACGAUGCUAGCAUGAAUACCACUGUCGAUUUCUGGCUGGAAAUCACCAAUCCAAACAACGAAAGCGGUAUUUAUUACGACGACAUAAACAUCACUAUAUAUUUUGAUGAUGAGAAUGUGGGUGCAACAACGAUAAGUUCUUUCAAUCAAGGCUACGAGAAGAGCAUCCGACCAGAGAGUGUUUAUACCAAUAGGCGGUUUUCCAAAGCAGUUUACAGGGCGGUUUCAAGUGGGACAAUGGAUUUGAAGGUAGGUGUGGCGACAAAGUUUCGGAACAAGACAUGGGGUUUGAAAAGUAAACAUCAUGGGAUGGACUUGCAAGGAACGGUGAAGAUUGGAUCAGAUGGUAAGAUUUAUAGGAAGAAUAAGAAGGUAAAGCUUCAUCACACUCCCAAGAAAUGGAGACUGCAUUUUACAGGUAGGGAUUGAGAUGUAUCAUGUGGUGUUUGGUGGCCAACCUGACACCAUUUGGGCUGUGUUUGAUUGGAUAAUCCUUAUUGUGGGGAAUCAUGUGGUGGGCCAUAAACCUGGAAUUGUGAUGGACGGGUGGAAAAUGAUGCAGAAAGGAGUGACGUUCCUCAUUUACAAUACCCGAAUGGUUAGGAUUGUGGGGUCCCUGAAAUUGUGGGCUAUUGCCCAUUCUCGUGAUGGCCCAGAUGAUCAACUGUCAAGAUUA